GCGUGCGCUGCGAUUCAGUUUGUAAUCGCCCGUCCGUACGUGCAUGUUACAAGUUCGUAUAUAUAGCUGGUGAUCACGCAUUUGAUUGCUUGACGUAGAGACUGAAUCAUCGCUAAUCGCCCGCGUAUCGCUCUCGUGCUGCCUCGUGGCCCGCCUCGCGUAUUCCGCGAUCGCGCUCCCCAUAACAUUUCGACUGUUUCGGCGGGUCCUUGAUAAUGGCCGCGACCAUGGAGCAUUACGACGGCUUUCGCACCUUCUCCUGGCUGUCGGAUUACGUCGGCUUGCCAAUCGACCAGGUAAAUUUCGUCUUGACGCAAUUCACAGCGCUUAUACUAGCCGGAUUAUUAAGAUCAUCUUUGAGUCCCAUCGCCGCCAGUCCAGCUGCCAGACAUGUCUACGGCCUCACUAUUGGCCUUGCUCUUGGAUAUUUUUGUUUCGGCAGGCAAGCAAUUCAUCUCGCUGGUCUUCCCGCGCUGUGUUACAUAGCGAUACGCACACAAAAUCCACAUAACAUGCAGAGGGUCGUCCUCGCAGUAGCGUUGAUCUACUUAUCGUGCAUUCACUUUCAUCGACAGAUCUAUGAUUACGGCUCGUACACGCUCGACAUCACCGGUCCUCUCAUGGUUAUAACGCAGAAAGUAACUAGUCUAGCGUACAACAUUCACGAUGGGCUAACGCGACGCGAAGAGGAGUUGACACCGAUGCAGCGUUAUCAGGCUGUACAGAAAAUGCCAACCACGUUGGAAUAUUUUAGCUACGUCUUUCACUUUCAAGCACUGAUGGCUGGCCCAGUGAUAGUUUAUCGCGAUUACAUCGAUUUUAUACACGGACAUCAUUUGCCUGGCGCGAAAUCUUUAGCGGGUUUCUACGACAAAAAUACCAAAGAAAAGGAGAUUAUUUUAGAGCCAUCGCCUACUUUGAUUGUCGUGAAGAAAGUCACAAUGAGUUUAGCAUGCGCUAUUAUAUUCAUCACAUUUAUUCCAACUUAUCCAAUACAGCGGGUAAAAGAGGACGGUUUCCUGAAAAACACAAGUAUGCUUUACAAAAUAUGGUACUUAAUAGUGGCAACCAUGCUCGUACGCUUUAAGUACUAUUACGCGUGGUUGUUCGCCGAUGCCAUAUGCAACAGUUCCGGUCUCGGAUUCAACGGUUACGACGAGCGUGGCAACGCGAAUUGGGAUUUAAUAUCUAAUGUCGACGUUUGGAAAUUUGAGACGUCGGUUAAUCUUAGAGAUAGCAUCGACAGCUGGAACAAGGGCACAAAUUUGUGGCUUCGAUCGAUCAUGUACGAACGAAGUGGCCGCAACAAAAUUCUCUACACAUACACUCUUUCCGCUGUCUGGCAUGGUUUCUAUCCCGGCUAUUACCUCACGUUUGCGAGCGGAGCAUUCUUCACUGUUGCGGCGCGCUCUAUCCGUCGUCAUAUCCGGCCAUUGUUUCUUGAUUCUCAACGAAAGAAGUUCCUUUAUGAUAUAUUAACAAUCAUAACGACGAGGAUUGUAAUGGCCUAUAUGACGUUCAGCUUCGUACUGUUGGAGUUCGUGCCAAGCGUCAAAGUGUACCUGUACUUGUACCUGCUCCCGCAUUUAUUGGGUUUGGUCGCAAUAUUACUUCCGCCCCGCUUGGGACUGUCGCGAAAGACGCACAAGCGGUCGGCUGCGAAGACCGAGACUGAUCUUUCCGAUGCGGUUAGCAACGGAAACGCGCACAAAACAAUGUAGUCUUCUGAUCGCGACGUUACGAAAGAUGAUAUUUUUUAUGAAUGUUUUUAAUAUAUAUAUUAUAUAUAAAUAUAUGUAUAUCUACAUCUAUAUACAAUAUUUCUUGUUACAGCGCAUUACAGAUGUGAAAGUCUAUCGAUAAUGUUUCGCGCGCACAUGUUUUAUGUCAAACAUUACCGAAAUCAACGUAUCGUUUUUAUAUAUGAUGGAUAAAUUUGAUGGAGAAAUUUUGUAUUUCGCCUAAAUACAUGGCCGUUUUAUCUAUGA
This is a messenger RNA of Linepithema humile (Argentine ant), 1988 nucleotides long. RefSeq names its product oysgedart (gene oys). Gene Ontology annotation, biological process: lipid modification. Gene Ontology annotation, cellular component: membrane. The record is from RefSeq and is a predicted model, not a curated record. Gene Ontology annotation, molecular function: acyltransferase activity. NCBI's taxonomy places the organism in Eukaryota, Metazoa, Arthropoda, Insecta, Hymenoptera, Formicidae.